AGAAGAAGUAGGAGGAGGAGGAGUCUGUUUGUUGACAUCGGACGAAAAGGAAAAUCAGAUGAGUGAAGACUGGUGAUAAUAACUCAAUUUCUCGCCGUCAUCGGGACACAUAGCCUUGGCGAAAGCUAAGUGCUUGCCUCUUAAGGUCCCCUGCACUGCCCUGUCUUUGAUCUGAGCCGGAGAAGAAGAGGCUAACAUGGCAACCAAAGCAGGAGACAACCCAGAGAGCCUCAUGACUCUAGCAACGGUCUUCUGCCUGAGGAACCUCAGGAAGACCAUGUGCUACCAGGGCUUCAGGAACAAGGUCUGCCUACGCUCAGACAUCUUCCUUCCCAGCGAAAUCUGUGACAAGUUGGUCAACACAUAUAUGGAGUUGGUCCACACAGACAGUAACUUUGAACCAGAGGAGAGCUUCUUCCAGCUAUUCUCAGACCCUCGAAGCACCAGACUGACCAGGGUACAGCUGAGAGAAGACUUUGUGCGUGACAGAGAUCUGGAGGCCAUUAGGAAACAGGACCUGAUUGAGCUCCACCUCACCUACUGCAACAGCCUGUCAUCCCGCAGCUUGAAAACGCUGACCUGCUUCCGCGAGACCUUGGUGUCUCUCUGUCUUUUUGGCUGCAGCCACAUCUUCUACAGGAAGGGCGGCGCCCCACUCGCCUGCAACGAAGACACCGAUGACGAGGAGGAGGAGAGCCCCGCUUCUAGGCAAGCUUUAGAGACGGACUUUAACUUCCAGGGGUUCAACCGCCUCAGAUUGCUCAACCUGGGUGGCCUGCCUGACGAGGUGGACGCCGAGACCCUGCUCAAACCCCUGAAGUCACUCACCUCACUAGAUCUGUCUAAUGUACAGUUGCUGGGAACAGCUUUUCUCACCCAGUGGAAAGACAGACUGGCCUCUCUUGUCCUCUACAAUGUGGACCUGUCAGAGGAUUUGGUCAGUACAGUGGUGGAGCUUGUUAAUCUCAGGCAUCUUGACAUCUCGCGGGAGAGCAGGCGGACCUCCAAGUGUAAGAUGACCAGGAAAAUCCUGACGGCAGUCGUACAGCGUCUGGUCAAUCUGGUGUCACUGGACAUCUCAGGUCAUAUUAUGCUGGACAAUUGCACAGUGCCACACUUUGACGAAGCUAUGGGGCGACCGAGCAUUGAGCCGUGUAAGAGCAGCAUCUAUCCUUUCCAGGAGCUGAAGAGGCCUCUGCAGUUUCUGGGCUUAUAUGACACCACCCUCUGUAAUGUGACACACAUCCCUGCUUAUAAGGUGACUGGAUCAAAGAAUGAAGACCAGGUCCUGAAUGCUAUCGAGGCUUACACAGAGUUUCGCCCUGAGCUGGCCCACAGAGCCAUCAAUCAGCUGUUUGACAUUGCCAGGAUACAGCACUGCAGCCAGCUGCUUCGAGCUUUGCAACUCGUCAUAGCAGCUUUGAAGUGCCAUAAAUAUGAUAAGAGCAUCCAGGUGACCGGCAGCGCCGCUCUGUUCUACCUGACCAACACAGAGUACCGCAGUGACCAGAGCAUGAGGUUGCGCAGAGAGGUCAUUCAAGUGGUACUAAAUGGAAUGGAGCAGUACCAGGAGGUCACUGUCCAGAGGAACUGCUGCUUGACCCUGUGUAACUUCAGUAUUCCAGAGGAGCUGGAGUUCCAGUACAGUCGGGUCAACCAGCUGCUGCUGAAAAUCCUGGAGCCAGCCAGGCAGGAUGAGUCCAUCCAGAGAAUCGCUGUUCACCUCUGCAAUGCUUUGGUCUGUCAGGUGGACAACCAUCAUAAGGAGGCUGUGGGGAAGAUGGGAUUUGUUAAGACAAUGUUGAAUUUAAUUCAGAAGAAGCUACAAGAUAGAACGUGUGACCAGGUGAUGGAGUUUUCCUGGAGCGCCCUGUGGAACAUCACUGAUGAGACACCCGACAACUGCCAGAUGUUCCUCAACUGUCGGGGAAUGAGCCUCUUUCUGGAGUGUCUACAGGAGUUUCCAGACAAGCAGGAGCUUCACCGCAACAUGCUUGGCCUUCUGGGAAAUGUUGCUGAAGUCAGAGCUCUGAGGCCACAGCUGCUCACCCCGCAGUUCAUCACUGUAUUCAGUAACCUGCUGGACAGCAAGGCAGACGGGAUCGAGGUGUCGUACAACGCAUGCGGCGUGCUGUCACACAUCAUGUUCGACGGGCCGGAGGUUUGGUCGAUGGAAGAGCCAAAAAGAGACACGGUGAUGGACAAGAUGUGGGAUGCCAUCCAGAGCUGGGAUGUCAGCUCACGCCGCAACAUCAACUACAGGUCAUUCGAGCCCAUCCUGCGACUGCUGCCCCAGGGCAUCUCCCCAGUCAGUCAACACUGGGCCACAUGGGCUCUCUACAACCUGGUGUCAGUUUACCCAAGCAAGUAUUGUCCCCUGCUGAUAAAAGAAGGAGGGAUAAAUCUUCUUGAGAAAGUCCUGGAACUGGACAGCUCUCAUCCAGAGACCAAGGAGAUGGCCAGGAAAGUAAUGGAGCAGUGUGCAAACUUCAAAGAAGACCCCAUGGAAACGAAUCAUGGACAGGAGGUAAACUAUGGACAAAGAGGUUGACCUCACAGGAGCCGUGAUUCCCAGCAAACAUCAAGCAAACCUAUCCUAAGGCCCUGCCUUCUGUCAUCACCACAUGGGUCAAUCUGUGUGCAUUAUUCUUUCUCUUAUCAUUCUUAUUAUUUCGUAGAGCAGAACUGUGUCUUUGACCCUCUCCGCAGCAGUUUGGACAAAACUUUAAUAUAUGACACAUAGGAUUUAAGAUGUGGUGCAUGGUGUUUUGUUGUGAGGGUGCUUUACCUUGGCUGCAAAUGAGCAUCUCUUCUGUUAGGACGGGUGUGCGGGGGUGGGUGACUCAGUGUGUGUGUGCGUGCGUGUGUGUGUGUGUGUGUAUCACAAAUUUAACGACAGAACAAAGCAGUCGGAGUGAUGCUUAAUUCUCAGUGGAAGGAAAUUAAAGCCCUCCUGAGCUCACUUACCGUAAACUGUUAACUUGGAACGAAAGGCUCAAAGGCCGCGUAGUGUCCCGCACCGCCAUUAGAGGUCUCAGCUCUCACACUGCUCUUUCACACUCAUUCAUGCUCAUGGAGGCCACUGAGCUGCGGACGGAUGUACAGUGAAUAUUAGCCAUUUACGUGUGUAGGCUGCAGAGAAGCAUCACACCGAUGUUGACGGGAGGGGAGUCUUCCCAAACCUUGUGGCACAAUGAUGGACUUCUUUGUUAAAUAUGUAAAUAAUCUGUUUGUCUCAUCCUUUUACUCUAUGUUUUAUAACUGUAAACACUCAUGACUUUACUCUUUAUUUAAAUUUGUUUAGCUUUGACUGAUACAUGGUCAGUGCUAAGAAACUAUAUACAGAAUACCCAAUCAUUCAGAUAUUGUCUAAGAAAUCCUGCAGACUCUUUGUUCUUUAAAGGAUCAUUUAGAUUAAGUUCAACCUUGCUUUUAGUUUGAAUUAUCUGGCAUUUUAACCUGAUUCUGUUGAUUCUUCUAACUGGAAGCAGUACUGAGCUUCAGCUAUGAAAGAGGCCAAAACCCCCAAAGAAAACACACAAUAUGGCCAAAAGUAUGGGGACACUAUACGCCCCCACUGCACGAAGCCAGCUCCAUAAAAAAAAAUGGUUUUCCAAGUUUGAUUCGGAAGAACCUGACAGACCUUCACAGAACCCAGCACAACCUUAAUCCCAUCCAACACCUGUGGGAUGAAGAGGAAUUCACACUGAGCCAGACCUUAUCACCUGAUAUCAUUUGUACCUCACCGAUGCUCUGGUGUCUGAAUGGGAGUAAAUCCCUGGAGCCAGGUUCAGAAUCGAUGCAGCAAAAGCAGCGAUAUUUUCUUUUUUUUAUUCCACGCAGUUCUCUUCCUUGUCAAAAACCUUGCACCUACAUUACCCACAAUUCAACUUAAUCACGGAUGGCUCAUUCAGAGAUUUAGAUGUGUUAUGCUAGCAGAGGCUAAUGUAGCCUGGUGCAUUGAGUAGGGCUGUCACAAUAACUGCAAUAUUGAAGCGCUGUUGACAAACCAGCUACAGGAGGUGGCAAGCAACCACUGCAACCGCUAUGUUGAUGUUUGAGGCUAGGCCCUUCUUGGUUUACACUUGUGUGUGUGUGUGUGUGUGUGUGUGCGUAUUGAAUAUUAACCCCUUAGACAUCUGAUACUUUGAUUAAUAUUUCUAGAAUGAAAUCAUGUUCUCAUGUUCUGAUGAAUGAAAUUGAUGGCAGCCAUUUUGACUCUUUCUCUACCAAAAAUAAGCUGUGUUGUCGAACCCCGCGUACUGAGCUGAGCCAGUGAGAGUCACAAAAUGGCAGAUUGCCAAUUUACAAACAUAACUGGAGAAGUCCGUGCCGUUUUCUCUAGCCUUUGGAAAUCGAGUGCAGCACGAAAGCACCCUCCAGAGAUGAAAUAAUCUGUAAAGAUAGUAAUCUAACAGUUGUGUGUGUUGUGUCGCACUCUGCCUUAUCCCGAACAGAAACUGCUUGGCAGCAUGGCACCUCUGGAAAGACGAGUGCACAAUAAACAAGUAUUUAAUUUGUUUUAAAACUGUGUCAUCUUUGUUAUUUUCAAGCAACCACGUACCUAAAAAUAGCAUAACAAUAAAACGUACUUAUAAAGCUCAAAAAUCAGGACAUAUGAAGAACAAACAAAAAACAGGCGCUAAUACUAAACAUCGCAUUGUUGAACCACCGUAAUUCACCACAGGGGAAGUUCCCACACCGUGACAGCCCUAGCCUCUCACCUUAUUCGCAGAUGAGAAGCAGGUUCCCCAACACCUGGACCUGGAAACACACUUUGAUGUGUUUCCGGGGGGGUCAGGUAUGAUGCUAGAUAAUAAAACAGACAAGGUUGAAAGAAACAAUGAUCCUUUAACAUCACCUGAUGGCCCAUCAUUUUUACUGGUAGGUCAACAUGCUGCUAAGUAACUGCUUCACAUAAAUCAAACACCUUUCUCUUGAAAAGCUGAUGGGAGAAAAAUAAAAUAGUGCAUUCACGUGUAUGUUUAAAAAAAAAAAAAAAGAAACUGGGAUGAUCUGUUCAGGAAGUAAUUCAGAAAAUAAGCUGCCAUCCUCACAUGGA
Molecule: messenger RNA, 5062 nt
Organism: Toxotes jaculatrix (banded archerfish)
Lineage: Eukaryota; Metazoa; Chordata; Actinopteri; Toxotidae
Gene: zer1
Product: zyg-11 related, cell cycle regulator
Exons: 16
Coding region: 197-2551 (784 amino acids)
Cellular component (GO): Cul2-RING ubiquitin ligase complex
Molecular function (GO): protein binding
Source: RefSeq, a predicted model, not a curated record